Onychostoma macrolepis is the source of this 1756-nucleotide messenger RNA. RefSeq names its product high mobility group 20B (gene hmg20b). The record is from RefSeq and is a predicted model, not a curated record. Bases 151 to 1062 code for a protein of 303 amino acids. Gene Ontology annotation, biological process: regulation of gene expression. Lineage: Eukaryota; Metazoa; Chordata; Actinopteri; Cypriniformes; Cyprinidae. The transcript has 9 exons. Gene Ontology annotation, cellular component: nucleus.
AACGCAUACGAAACACGUUCGCCCCGCCUACCCAACCCCACAAACCAAUCAAAACCACCCAGGAACUGUCAAUCAAACCAACGUUUGUAGCUGGGCUAGCGUUUGAGUUAAGAAAACAGGCAUUAAUUUAGAAUUUUCUGAGUUCAUGUAAUGGGUGGUGUAAAGCAAGAACAAACUGAUGCUCCUGCAUCUAAAGAUUCGCAACACAUAGACACCGCACAAGAGGAGAACCAAUCGACUUCACAGCCUGUAAAGAAGCGAGGCUGGCCAAAAGGGAAGAAGAGAAAGAAGGUGUUACCGAAUGGCCCCAAGGCUCCGGUUACUGGCUACGUGCGUUUCUUGAAUGAGAGACGGGAACACAUCCGAGCACUUCAUCCGGAUCUUCCCUUCCCAGAAAUCACCAAGAGACUCGGAGCAGAAUGGAGCCGCCUGGCUCCUCAUGAUAAACAGCGGUACCUAGACGAAGCCGAAAGGGACAAAAUGCAGUAUGCACGAGAACUCAGGGAGUAUCAAAAAAGUGAAGCUUAUCAGAUCACAUGUGCAAAAGUUCAGGAUAAGAGAAUUAAGAGAGAGGAGUUGACUUCUGUCAUUAUAAACGCCAACAGUUCAGGAUCUGCAGGUUUUAAGACUCAGAACUCAGACUUAACUGCCAGAUUUGACGUCCCUAUUUUCACAGAAGAAUUUUUAGACCAAAACAAAGCGCGAGAAGCUGAGCUGCGGCGACUGCGCAAGGCUAAUGUGGAGUUCGAAGAGCAGAAUGCGGUUCUCCAGAAACACAUUGCCGACAUGUUCAGCGCUAAAGAGCGGCUGGAGGCUGAGCUGGGCCAGGAUGAGCUUCGCACGCAAGCUCUACAGCGCCACCUACAGGCGAUCAAACAGACACUGGUCAACAGCCUGGCCACUGUGCCUUUGCCAGGCACGGGUGAGACACCAUCGAUUGGAACGCUGGACUCGUACCUGAGUCGCUUGAGUAGUGCUUUAGAGAGCAGGCCUCAUGAGCAUCGCGUCUUAGUCCUCAAGCUACAAGAGCUCUUAGCUCACCUAGACAGUGAGAAGCUUUGAAAACAUGUCUACAGCUGUGGUGCAUCUAAAUGUCCCAAGCAUUGGGAAGACCUGGGAUCACCAUGCUCUACCUAUGAUUUCUCUGCCUUCCAGGGUGUAAUGGGCCAAACAGUGUAAUUGGAUAUUUUUACUUGCCAAUAAGCUAAUUUGUAACACUGGUGCCGGCGGAUUCUAAACUCAUUGAUUUGUAAUAUAAUGCAUCAUAUUAUUGCUGUUUUGACACUUACAGCGGCUCAUUUAAAGACUUAAGUCCAUUUAGAAUCACGGAAAGCAUGGUUUAAAGGCAUGCUACGAUUUUUACAAGGUAAUAUUGUCUUUACUAAGUUGUAAUGAAAUGAAAAGUGCAUUGUUUUACAUUGGGUGACCUAAACCCUUGCUGCACAGUGCUGUGGAUUGCAAGAACCACAGAGUGAAUUUUCCUCAAAACGUUGAGUAACAUUCCUAAUCAUCAGAUUUUCUGAAUUAAAAUUCUUAAAUAAUGUUUGUUUUUGGUUGCAUUCCCAAGUCAGUCGGCACUGCAAAGGGUGAUGAAUUCUAGCAUUAAAAUAUUUCAGGUCUCAAGAGUUUACACUGCUUUGGUGAUGUACUUGAAUGGAUUUGUUUUUUUUUUGUUGUUUUUUUUUGGAUUGUAUCAAUUAUUUUAAUAUGAAAAAACUUGUGGUGAAAAAAAAAAAUAAAGUCUGGCAAGAAUUUU